AUGGCAGAUGUUGAUUGGCUCAAACAUUUUUUAAAACGUCAUCAAAAUUUAUCGAUUCGCAAUCCUGAAGCCACAUUAGCAGCUAGAUCAAUAGGAUUCAAGAAAGUGGCCCUAAGUCCUGCAUUUUCCAUCCCAGAGAGUAGUGAAGAUGAGAAGGCAUCGGAUGAUGAAACUUAUAGAAACCCAGGUCCUGAGAUUUUCAUUCCAGAGAGCAGUGACGAUGAAAUCGCUUCAGAUGAUGAUCGUGGAAAUGUAGGUGAAUUUGAAGAAAUUUAUUUAGAUGACGACGCUCUUGAUAAUGAUUGCGACGAAUAUAUUCCUUAUGAAACGGAAGAAGAAGAUAUCUCAAGCAAGCCUUCUACGUCAAAACAGCGCACAGGAAAUAAGAGAAAGAAGGUUAAAUGUGUAUGGUCUGAUGAAAGUAUGGCGUAUGACGAGUCACAUAUUGCGUUUUUAGGAUGCCAAGAUCUCCCAAAUGAAAUUAUGAAACUCGAAGCGCCCAUGGAUUUCUUUAAAUUUUUAUUUCCUUCUUCAGCGAUUAAUUUAAUUGUAAGGGAGAGCAACUUAUAUGCUGAUCAAAUCACCGAAAGCAACCACAAUGAAGUCACGGAAGAAGACAUACGUAAAUUUUUAGGCAUAAUAAUUUAUAUGUCUGUGGUGCAUCUUCCAACAACACGUCAUUAUUGGAAGGAAGGUACAUACAUUGAAAAGGUGGCUUCAGCAAUGACUUGUAACAAGUUUGAAGAAGUAAAAAGGUUUUUACAUUUUUUUAACAAAAAUGAUGAGUUGGAGUCCGGUGAUCCAAAUUUUGACCGGUUACAAAAGAUACGCCCUUUCCUUAAUAUAUUGCGUGAAAGACUGUUACAAGUGCCUAAAGAAGAAUACUUGGCAAUUGAUGAACAAAUGAUUCCUACCAAAGCACGUACUUCUGGUAUGAGGCGUUAUAAUGCCAAAAAACCACACAAAUGGGGCUACCUCAAUUAUGUGCUAAGCGGAGCCAGUGGCUUUAGCUACGAUUUUGAGGUUGAUACUGGAAAACACCCUGAUCCGCCAGAGAACUGCCCUGACCUCGGAAUACCAGGAAACAUUGUCCAGCGUUUGUUAAACACUGUUCCUCAAAAUCUUAAUUAUAAAAUUUUUGUGGACAAUUGGUACACUAGUUUGCCUUUGAUGGCCAACUUGCAUAAAAAAAGGACUCCUUCCUUUAGGAACAAUUCAGCUCAAUAG
Molecule: messenger RNA, 1227 nt
Organism: Parnassius apollo (apollo)
Lineage: Eukaryota; Metazoa; Arthropoda; Insecta; Lepidoptera; Papilionidae
Source: the annotation of a GenBank genome assembly